CAAGAACGUCUUGGCUACCGGUGAGCAGCUGUCAUGCUCCUCAUUGACUCACCAACCACCCGAUGAUGAGAGCGCUUAGGUGUGCUCAUUCUGCGCAUACGGUCUCCUCUUCUUGGCGCAUCCGCCCACUCUGAGCGAGUUCCCAGCAAAGUAGCAGUGCAUCCAAAGAUGUCGCUGAGGAAUUCCAAUUCAGGUCGCAGCUAUCCUCCCCGAGCAGGGUCGACUGGGGCAUCGACACGCGCGUACCCUUCCCGACCUCAGACCUCCGAGAGUCAGCGCAACGGAUCUGCUCCGGAUGCCGGCGAUGAUGUGCGCAAUGGGUCAGUCAGGGAUCAAAGGGGCUCUGCUUCGGCUGACAGUCUGCAACAAAGGGGCUCGACAUUCGUGCAGCAGCCUAGGGACAGAUCCACGCCUGCUGCAGCGUUGUCGCCGCAAUUGACGGACCAACAAAUCAAUAGGGUCACGUACAAGAACGCGACCAUCAAAGCCCUCAUCGAUCCCACGCUGCCGGUGGUCGAUGUCAUCCGCCAACUGUGCGCAAACGCCCAUCUAGGGGUGCAAGAGCCUCCCGCCCUCUUCGCCCUACGUGAUGAGGAGAAUGAGGAGCUUAUUGAUGAUGCAACCCUCGCAAAGAAGAUUCGCGCAGGCCGCAACUUGAGACUCUGUUCUUCGCCCACUAUCGAAGCUGUCGAGAUGGUCGAUAAGCUGUCCACGCGCGAAGAGCGGACCCUCAAGAUGGCGACGUAUACGCUGCAGCGACUUAUAAGGGAACCGCCAUUCCUGGAAGAAUUCCUCAGGAGAGGCGGAGCGGAUGAACUCAUUGGUAUCACCAUGAGCUUGGACAGCGGUAACACUCUGGCCUACGCUCUAGCAUGCAUGCAGAACUUGAUGGAAAGCAGCGACGAUGGAUGGGAUGAUCUGGAAGGAAGCUUCAUUGCAAAGGUGGUGCACAUUCUCGCAACGCAGGAUCGCAUCAAUGUUUGCAGACCGGCGACGGCGAUUCUCAAAAAGCUGGUCCUGUCGGGGCCAGACUCUGCGUCACUACCACGGGAAAGCGUGGCGCGCGGGGAGAGAGAGGACGAAGAAGGCGGUCCGCCAGGUGCUGCUCGGGGUCAAGCCGUGUUUCAGUACGGCUUCGAAGUUGUCUACAACGAGAUCCGACGGGAGCCAGCCUUUCUCAGCACAUUGACGCAGAGACUUGGGAGCGCCGAUACAACCCUCUGUCUUUACAGUCUGAGCCUCAUCAACAGUCUCAUGCGGCAUGCCUCGCCGAGCCUGUUCGAGACAUUCACAGCUGAGCUAGACAAGCUCAAUGUGUCGAAAGCUGUGACGAGGCUGAUGGAUUCCACUCGAGGCGAAGAGCUCUCUUCAUCCAUUCUCGAAUACCAGAACAACGUGAUUCGUGUUCUUCAUAAGCGGCUCAACACUUCAGUUAGCCCCACCAAGCAGCGUCACGCAAGUGCUUUGUCACACAUCUGGCUCCAGGCGCAAGUCACCGAGACGGUCAGCAGUGACGAUACCGAUCCUGACGGUAAUAGGUCUCUUCCUGCUGUGCCCGGCAGUGCCGGCAAUCGUUUCAAAUGGAGAAGACUGGGCUUUGAGACGGAGAACAUCAGUAAGGAGUUCACGCGCACCGGAUGGCUUGGACUGGAAUGCUGCGAAAGCUUUGUCAAUGGAGAUCCGGAAGCUUACGCCAAGAUCAUUCUGGAGCAAAUCAAUCGUCCGGCGAACAGGCGUUGUCCCUGGGGUCUCGCGUCACUCGAAGUAGUCGAGAUACUCUCCGACCAUUACGACGUCGACUCCGGAUACACCAGCUCGACAGAGUUCAUGCCCUACAUUCUGUCCUUUUCCAGGGUACACUCGCUAUCUUUACGCUUCUUUCUGCGAAUGUGGAGCGAGAGCGGUGCAGCGCGAUCUGAUUUCGCAAGGGUGAGCGCCUUGGUGCGCAGCCAGGUGAAGGAAGCCUUACGGUCGGAAGCAUCCAGGACGUGGUUCGAGGUCGAGCGCGACUUCAUCGAAUCUGACUAUCGCCUGGUCAGAGAUAGGCAGAUGCGAGAGCUGGAAGUUGGCGACGACUUUGCCAGCAAAGCUAGUGUCAGAAAUCUUCGUGGAAGGUUGUACCGAGAAAGCUACGAGUUUGUCAGGCAACAGCGCAUUCAGUGCUUGCUGGAAGGAGCCUGGUUCAAAAGCCCUCCGCAGACAACCAAGAAUAGUGAGCCUCUUAGCUCUGGUCGCGUAUCUCGCGCAGGAAUGGCUGGAGGAAGUACGAGCCCAUACGGCCUUGUGACCGCUAGACCCUGGCGAUUCUACAGGCUCAGUCCGAACAAGAAAGUACUGCACUACUGCGAAGCUCUGGAGAUUGGGCCCAUCCGAAGCGGGCUGGACGACCUCCCUGAGCGCAUCGACUUGGGUCUGGUGUCAGAAGUAUCGGUCCAGCAACCCACCGGACAGAGCGCUGAAAAUUCUCUAGCCUUCAGUUUGCUGCGCGCUCCUGAUGUCAGUCUCGCGGACUUUGUGGCGCUCAAUGCGAGCCAGUACAGCGAGUGGGUGGACGGGCUGGGCAUGCUUCGCGGUGAAGGAGGAGUUGUCAGCACCAAGGAGACUGCCGAAUUCAUACAGGCGUUGACGGACAUCGCCGUCAAGGUCAAAUUGCUAGACUUGACGGGAGAGAGGAUUGAGAUACCACAGUCUUUGCCGCUUGCGCCCUUGCCUGUCACCACUUCAUUCUUUUUUGCCGAUCUGUAGAAUACUGCUUCGAUGUGCAAGUCCCACUUAGUGAACCCGCAAGGCCCACAGUAAUAAUGUGGCGGU
Molecule: messenger RNA, 2811 nt
Organism: Ceraceosorus guamensis
Lineage: Eukaryota; Fungi; Basidiomycota; Exobasidiomycetes; Ceraceosorales; Ceraceosoraceae
Exons: 7
Coding region: 169-2745 (858 amino acids)
Biological process (GO): actin filament organization; cell motility
Cellular component (GO): plasma membrane
Source: RefSeq, a predicted model, not a curated record